Molecule: messenger RNA, 2395 nt
Organism: Mugil cephalus (flathead mullet)
Lineage: Eukaryota; Metazoa; Chordata; Actinopteri; Mugiliformes; Mugilidae
Product: antizyme inhibitor 1-like
Exons: 12
Coding region: 444-1802 (452 amino acids)
Biological process (GO): negative regulation of protein catabolic process; positive regulation of polyamine transmembrane transport
Cellular component (GO): cytoplasm
Molecular function (GO): ornithine decarboxylase activity; ornithine decarboxylase activator activity
Source: RefSeq, a predicted model, not a curated record
UCACAAUUUUUUACUUGACGCUCUUGUUGUCGUAACGACUGAUCCGUCCUGCCAGCCUGCGUCGCCCGAAUCUAAACAGACGAUUAAACUUGGACCUCAUCCCCAACGCCGAUGGCAUCUACUAUUUUCUCUUUUAGUAAACCCACCACUCUUUAAAAAUUCCGCCUAAAAAGAAAAAGCGUUCUGUCCCCUCUUUUGGGUUUUCAGCCAACGUGUACAACAAUUACCCAGAGAAUCUAGGGGCAGCUCUUUACCGAGAGCAAUUUGACUUCAACGCCGAGCCACCUUGGGAUCCUAGCUGAUAGUGGGCGAGUUCAUCCCAGGACUCAUCCAUUUUGUUGCAUAAGCUUAGGACCCCAGGGACUCGAGAGGGAGCGAGCGAGACCACUUUGGACUAGCCACAUUCUUUAUGCCUGUCGGAUUCGAAGAAAACGGUUGAGAGGAUGAAAGGAAUCACUGAUGAACCGCAGUAUUCUGUGGGCCUGCUGGAAGCAGGCACAGCCAUCUGUGACGUGAUCGACAGUCACAUCUUUGAACAAACACUGUCUGAGAAGAACGCAUUCUUUGUAGCAGACCUAGGAGUCGUAAUGAGGCAGCAUGUUCGCUGGCGAACCCACCUGUCCCAGAUUCGACCCUACUAUGCUGUCAGAUGCAACAGCAGUCCAGCUGUGAUUGAAGUUCUUGCUGCUCUCGGCACUGGAUUCAUUUGCACUAACAAGUCUGAACUUGAGCUGGUGCAGAGUCAUGCCAUCCCCUCUGAAGACAUCAUCUACAGUGGUGUCUGCAAACAGGUCUCCCAGAUUAAAUACGCUGCUAAGAACGGCAUCGACCUCCUGGUGUGUGACAACGAAGCGGAGUUACGCAAGAUUUCUCGCUGUCACCCCAAUGCCAAGCUGCUGCUACAGGUGUCCACCGAAGCAUCUAACCUGGACGAUGAGAUGAGCAUGACGUUUGGCUGUUCCCUCAAGGACUGCAGGCAUCUGUUGGAGAGCGCGAAGGAACUGGGCAUGCAGGUGGUGGGAGUCAGGUCUCAUAUUUCUGGCCCCUGCGAGGACGAGCAGGUGUAUGUUCAUGCCAUUUCUGAUGCCCGUUGUGUCUUUGAUAUGGGAGCGGAAAUUGGCUUCAACAUGACAAUCUUGGACAUUGGAGGUUCAUUCAGUGGCUCUGAGACGCAGCUGGAACUGAUCAGUAAUACAGUGACUUCUAUGGUGGACCUAUACUUCCCUUCAUCCACUGGAGUUUCUGUCAUCGCUGAGCCUGGAAGCUUCUUUGUGUCUUCUGCAUUCACCCUGGCUGUGAACAUUGUCUCCAAGGAAGCGGUGGCACGUGAUCGCCAGGACCUGGACCACGAUGACCUAUCUCCCACCGAGGAGCCAGAGUUCCAUUACUACAUGAACGAGGGAGUGUACGGGUCAUUUGCCAGCAAACUCGCAGAAACACUGAUUGCUGCUCCAUCUGUUCACAAGCAGAACACGUACCUGGACGCUCCAGUGUUCAGCAGCAGCCUGUGGGGUCCUUCUGGGGAUGAACUGGACCAAGUGGUGGAGCACUGUCUGUUACCUGAGCUCAACAUCGGAGACUGGCUCAUGUUCUCACAUGCCGGGGCCUACAGUCUGGGUCAGCCACUGUGCACCUCCACUGACUCCCCACCUCCCCCGGUCUACUAUGUCAUCUCCACUAGGGACUGGUUCGAGAUGCAGGACACUGGUGUCACCCACGAGGCUACGCUGAAGAACUUCUCACUGGUUCCUUACUUUCUCAAUUCCUGCCAAACAGAGGCUGCACUGUCUGUCCCGGCUUAGCAAUCAUCUGACUUUCCUUUCUGGUUUCUGCUGCUCGCUUCCUUUCGGUCCACAUUCCACCAGUGUGAGCUCAACCGAACUGCGCAGAUAGUGCUUGUUAGUAUGUGAUUAGACCUGGAAAACCUAAGUCAAUUUUAAAUAGUAUGCAAUAAAAUGGAUGACUCCAGACAAGACAAACACAUUCUUUUAUUUGCUUUGAGUGUCCCAUGGAAGUACAGUUUACACUUUUACCGUAGAUAUAUAUAUGAGGAUUUUAAAUGAUUAUAUUUGACAAAUGUAUUAUCUAUAUCUCCAUUGGUGUCGCCAGUCUUGUAAAAUAAGAUAUGUACCUUUUGAGUGAGGCAGUGUAUUUAAAAGAAACACAGUUCUGGGCUUUCGUGGGGAGUUUUGCUACAAGAAAUGUAUUUAUGAUUUUAACUGGUUGUAUAGUUUAUUUUGUGUGAUAAGCGUUUGACUCCAAUAUUACAUUUAAAACCUUUUUAUUUUUUGUUCCUCUCACUGCUUUUAAAGUAAGAGCUUGCAGCACAGCUUUGCUGCACUCAUGAAGGUGCAUCUACCCCAUCUGUAUGAUGGAAUAAAUGCAGCAUGUGUGA